AUGCACUUAGUGCACAUGAUUUGUAGAUGGAAAUGUUUACAAGGAAGGAAACCAAUAAAAGAUUUUUAUGUGCUUGCAAUAGGUUUGCUAAUUCAAUCUGAAUAUUUUGAUAUCUUCGAUUCAAUUUUGAGAAGUAUAUUAAUUCUAGCAUUAGCUGAGACCGAUGGCUAUGAUGAUAACGUCAAACAAGAAACGCCUUCCGAAACGGCUAGAAUAUGUUUGGAUAAUGUAAUUUCUGGUGUCAAAAAUAUGGAUAUUGCUGAUUAA
This is a messenger RNA of Macrosiphum euphorbiae (potato aphid), 267 nucleotides long. NCBI's taxonomy places the organism in Eukaryota, Metazoa, Arthropoda, Insecta, Hemiptera, Aphididae. The record is from the annotation of a GenBank genome assembly.